CCUGUUUAUCAGCCUCACAAGAAAUUCACAUUCAAUUGCAGCGGCAUUGCUAAGAAUAAGGAGAGGAUAUUGAGAGUGUUUUUGUUCAUUCCCUCCAAAAGCAAGGAAUGCCGAUCACACAAAUUCCAUUGUGUUAUUUUAUUGUGCUACAAUGAAGACCAACAGAUUCAUACAAUGUCAUCACUGACCCAUCUCAACCAGAAUAUCGGAGCGCUCUGCAAACAUAGUUAUUUGAAGCAGGCUAUACACAUUCUUCUUACUACUCACUAUCCUCUUCUAUACUCUUCUACAUACAUUCAUCUUUUGCGCGCUUGCAGAUCCAAAAAAGCCCUAUCAGAAGGUAAGCAAAUCCACUCUGACAUCCAUUGCAACGGAUUUACAUCUGCCAAAGACACUCUCCUCCCCAAUACACUUAUCCGCAUGUAUGAUAGAUGUGGAAGUUUGGUGGAUGCUCACAAAGUUUUCGACGACAUUCCUCAACCAAACGUUUAUUCAUGGAAUAUGAUAAUUGCAGCUUACAGAAGGCAUAACCUUCCUCUACAGGCAUUCACAAUGUUUUACCAAAUGCAACAAACAGCUGUCCAGCCGGAUGAAUUCACUUUCUCCGCUAUUACCCCACUAUGUGUGAACUUGGCAUCUCUGAAACAUGGAUUGCAGAUCCAUGGAAGGAUUAUUAGAUAUGAAUUUCAGUUCUGUGACAUUGUGACGAAUACACUAAUAGACAUGUACGCUAAGUGUGGAAAACUAGAGAAGGCGCGCGAAUUGUUUGACAGAAUGCAUAAUGCAAAUGUGGUCGCAUGGAAUGCCAUGAUUACAGGAUAUGCACAACGUGGGUUCCUUGACGAGGCUUUAAGGGUUUUUGAAGAAAUGCCCCACAAAAAUGUUGUCUCAUGGACUGCAAUCAUUGCUGGAUUCGCACAAGGUGGGCUUGUUGAAAUGGCAUGGGUAAUUUCAAAGAAAAUGCAAUUGGCAGGUGUAGAGCCAGACUCGGCGACGUUUGCCUGCAUUCUCUCCGUGUGCGCCAAGAUGGGAGCUCUUCAUCAGGGUCUGGAAAUUCAUCAAAAGGCAAUUGAGGCCAGAUUCCUGUCAAAUGUUGUAAUUUUGACUGCUCUGGUAGACAUGUAUGCAAAAUGUGGAAGGAUGGAGAAAGCGCACGAUUUGUUCGACCAAAUGCCUCAUCGAAAUGUAGUCUCAUGGACUGCAAUCAUUGCUGGAUAUGCACAAAAUGGACAGGUUGGAAAAGCUUUGGAGAUUUUUAAUCAAAUGCAAUUGGCAGGUACGAAGCCAAAUUCGUCGACCUUUGUUAGUAUCCUUCCAGCUUGUGCCGAAAUGGGAACUUUGGAACAUGGUAUCAAUAUCCAUCAAAAAAUAAUUGAAAGUGGAUUUUCGUCGGAUCUUGUAGUUGUGACUGCACUGAUGCACGUGUAUGCAAAAUUUGGAAACACAGAAAAAGCCUACCAAAUGUUCGAGAAAAUCCAUAAUGCAGACGUAGUUUCAUGGAAUACAAUGAUUACAGGAUACGCACAAAAUGGUUUUCUUGAUAAGGCUUUGAGGCUUUUCGAAGAGAUGCCUCAUCGAAACACAGUCUCAUGGAAUGCGAUCAUUGCUGGGUUUGGACAAAAUGGCCUUGUUGAAAAGGCUAUGGAGAUAUUUAAGCAAAUGCAACAGACGGAUAUAAAGCCAGAUGCAUCUACGUUUGCCAGUAUUCUGCCAGCAUGUGCAAAAAUGGGAACUUUGGAACAGGGCAUGGAGUUCCAUCAAAAAAUAAUUGAAAACGGCUUUUUGACGAGCACCGUUGUCACUGCUUUAAUAGACAUGUAUGGAAAAUCAGGCAGCUUAAAGAAGGCUAGUAAAUUGUUUGACAAAAUAAAACCUGCAGAUGUAGCAUCAUGGAAUGCCCUGAUUGCGGGAUAUGCAAUGCAUGGCCAUAGCAAGGAUGCCCUCAAACUCUUCGAACUAAUGAAGCUUUCAGAAGCCAACCCCAACCAUAUAACCUUUGUUUGUAUUUUAUUUGCAUGCAGCCAUUCAGGUUUAGUGGACGAUAGCUGUAGAUAUUUCAAUCAGAUGACUGACUCUUAUGGCAUCAUGCCUGCAAUUGAUCAUUAUGUAUGUAUGGUUGACCUUCUUGGCCGUGCUGACUGUUUUGAGAAAGCCUUAAACUUCAUCAUGAAAAUGCCAAUGAAGCCCGAUUCAGUUGUGUGGUUGAGUUUGCUUGGCGCUUGUAAAUCACAUGUGAAUAUAGGGCUAGGAGAAUUUAUGGCAACACUCCUUUUUGAGUUGGAUCCUACUAACGGUGCGCCAUACAUACUUCUCUCAAACAUUUAUGCAAAAGCGGGCAGGUGGGCCGAGGUUCAGAAGGUAAGGAAAUUGAUGAAAGAUAGAGGGAUACAAAAGAUACCUGGAUGUAGUUGGAUUGAAGUCCAGAAAAUGAUACAUGUAUUUUGCGUGGGAGACAGAUCACACCCACAAACACAAGACAUCUACGCAAAGUUAGAGAAACUGUCUUGGGAGAUGAAAGCAGCAGGGUACAUUCCAGACACAAGACCUGUAUCGAAUGAUGUUGAGGAGGAGGAGAAGGAAUUUCUCCUUUCCCACCAUAGUGAAAAGUUGGCAAUUGCAUUUGGGUUGCUACAGACGGCCAAUGGAACAACCAUUAGAAUUGUCAAGAACCUUCGAGUAUGUGGUGAUUGCCACACUGCAACCAAGUAUAUUUCCAAGGUUGUUGAGAGAGAAAUUAUUGUGAGAGAUGCACACCGUUUCCAUCAUUUCAAGCAUGGAAAAUGUUCCUGUGGAGAUUAUUGGUGAAUUUAAGUGAAUCAAACUGUAACAUACGCUUGCAAUAUAACAAGAUGUAUGGGGUCAGACCUGAAGUGGUCGUACAGUCUUGGGCUGAAAAUCUGGAGAAAGAAGAGUGCACCCAGCAGGAAACGUUAGGAAAAGAGUUACAUUCAAGGCACUGUUACGAUAUUCUGAAAGCAUUUCUUAUCCCUAAUUAUUCCCCCUUUCGGCAUUUUCUUCGGUAUUUUUGUCUGAAUUAAUAAUGUUGGCUUGUGCUUGUGUCAGGUCGACAAUUUGGCCCUAAAAUUUAAAUUGUGUGUCAGGUGGAUUUUGUCUUAUAGAACAGCAAGGACAUAUUGCCUGGAGUUACAGUUAAGAAUCAAAACUGUUCAAAGCUGGUUGCUGGAAUUCAUUAGUGGAGAGGAGUGAAAAAUCACUAUCGGGUCUCUGGGGUUUGGAAGAUCUCUUGUAUAAUAAAUUUGAUUUCCCGCCCAGACACAUGAUAUGGAUCAGCUCCUUUUAUGAAAACCAUAAUAUUUGGAAAUGAUAAAUGCUUAAAACAUCUCCCUGUAUCAUGUCCCUUGAUUUGCCAAUAAUAUAUAUGGAUUUAAUCAUAACUGUUUACAGGAAAUGGCGGGAAGACAAUAAGGUAAUUUGGCAAAUGACAUUGUAAGUACAUUUUCCUAUUAUAUUUUGCCACUUUAAUUAGUGAAGUGGUGGGAAAGAAUUUAUUCUGGUAUCUUUGAUCUUAAUUUGUACAAUCUAUGAUAUAUGCAAGUAUUCA
Molecule: messenger RNA, 3562 nt
Organism: Cryptomeria japonica (Japanese cedar)
Lineage: Eukaryota; Viridiplantae; Streptophyta; Pinopsida; Cupressales; Cupressaceae
Product: pentatricopeptide repeat-containing protein At3g26782, mitochondrial
Exons: 2
Coding region: 175-2805 (876 amino acids)
Biological process (GO): RNA modification
Molecular function (GO): zinc ion binding; protein binding; RNA binding
Source: RefSeq, a predicted model, not a curated record